This is a messenger RNA of Pollicipes pollicipes, 3316 nucleotides long. RefSeq lists its product as uncharacterized. The record is from RefSeq and is a predicted model, not a curated record. Gene Ontology annotation, biological process: microtubule cytoskeleton organization; protein polyglutamylation. Gene Ontology annotation, cellular component: ciliary basal body. Lineage: Eukaryota; Metazoa; Arthropoda; Thecostraca; Pollicipedomorpha; Pollicipedidae. Gene Ontology annotation, molecular function: tubulin binding; tubulin-glutamic acid ligase activity.
AUAAGGUGCAUACCAGCUUGCACUACAUUUCUUUCCCCUGGGAUUUACAAGCUAAAUUAUUAGGUUAUACUGUCCUCCAAUGGACAGUGCGGAUCGAUACCAAGGCUGAUCAAGGCUUUGUGUGCACAUAUGCAUACACAUAAUUCACGCACAUGGUGCUACCCUCAAGAGCUAUGACAUAACCUCAUUUCUUUUAAAUGCACCGAGUCUAGGACGAGUACGAGCAGGAUGCUCGGCGCUGCCUUGGCUGUCUGAUCAUCGGAGUCGGACAGUAUGCGCAGGGAAGGUCAGCUGGGCGGCGAGCGGCCAGACGGCGCGUCGCCCUCGAGCCGAGGGCCCAUGGUUCUGACGGGUCCAAUUGCUGGUGAUCGUCCGGUGGUGUUCCGUGUCUCCGGCAGGACAGAGUUGAAUGGUCCAGAUUUACUCAUCCAGGUUUGUUUAGAUCGUGGCUGGAUUUUGUUCGACGAGGAUUCUCACCAUGUGGACAACUGGAACAUCUGGUGGCGCAACUCCCAUUUCUCCGUCUCCCAGCACCGCCUGCUUCAGCCGUGGCAGUUCGUCAACCAUAUUCCAAGAGCCAACUCCAUCUGCCGAAAGGAUUGUCUGGCGAGACACUUACAGAGGAUGAACAAAGUUUAUGGAAACAUUUACAACUAUAGCCCACAGACAUACAACUUACCGUUGGAUUACACAAAACUGGUAGCCGAGUACACCCGAAUCUUGGAGGACGGUGAUAAGGCCACCUGGAUAUGCAAGCCAGUGGGCGCCAGCCAGGGAAAGGGGAUCACCAUUUUUUCGGAACUGUCGACGCUGCAGUACGAUUCCAACGCCGUGGUACAGCGCUACAUCCACAACCCCAUGCUGAUCGCCGGCUACAAGUUUGACCUCCGCAUCUACGCCUGCAUACCAUCCUACCACCCACUCACCAUUUACCUUUAUGAGGAGGGGCUUGCCAGGUUUGGAACCGAGAAAUACAACAUGAUGUACCUGGACAAUAAGUUUUCUCACCUGACGAACACCUCCUUGAAUAAGUUGGGCCCUGCGUACUUCGUGGAAAAGGAACGGAUCGGAGCAGGUUGCAAAUGGACGCUGUCUCAGCUCCGGCACUACUUCCACCAGGCCGGCGUGGAGGACUGGCUGCUGUGGCAGCGGGUCAACACCAUCGUGUCGCUCACCGUCCUCAGCCACAUCCAGGACGUGCCCGUCACGCGCAACUGCUACGAGCUGUACGGGUUCGACAUACUGAUCGACUCCGACCUGCGACCAUGGCUGAUGGAGGUCAAUCUGAGCCCUUCGCUGACGGCUGACAGUGACGUGGACAUAUACGUCAAGAAGCCGCUGCUGAACGACCUGUUCGACCUCAUCGGCUUGCCAACUUCGCUGAACGACCCAACCAUCUCUCCGCAGUGGCCAGUGCCUGAUGAGAAGCUUUUUACCAGGCCAAAAACGGUCCAGGACAUUCGUGACCAGAAUGCGGCAAGGAGACGAAGAAAAGAGCAGGCCGACACGGACGACAGAAGCCAGACAUCACGUCAGACCAACAGUUCCGCCCACCAGAAGCGGUCCAAGAACAAGAGCCCGGUAGAGGCACCGGACGACGCCAUCAGCUCCAGCGACACUGAGAGUUGGAUGGGAGCCGGGCGCCACCCUUCGGAUGACUGCCUGAAGAUUAUUUACAGUUCGGACCGGCAGAUGUCGUCGUGUUCAGUGACGCUGGACUGCUGGCGUCAGGCGGACGGCGAGGCGACGCACCGGUCCGACACGACAUGCGCCGGCUCCGAGCCGGGCCUGGUGGAGAACCCGUGCAGCAGCGGUGGCGACUCCCAACACAGUCUGGACGCCAACCGCUCGUGGACGGACGUCAGGUCGCGCCGCUGUGCGUCCAGGGAGAGCAGCGAUGUUUUGCUGCGCGCGACAGCCUCAAGGUUGCAGCCAGCGAAACACGACUCGAAGGGCGGGCGGUGUGGAUCGUCCAGGGCUGCGUCUGUUGAUAAUCUGAUCAGGCACACACCUUCUAACAAGUGGAGUGAACACGCGGACAAACUUGAGGGUGGAUGCGUCGCGGCACGAAAACGUAAAUCAAAAGAGAAGUUUGGGAAGGAGAAUGAGAAGAAUUGCAGCCAGCAGCGAGCUAGCAAGUCACCGUCUGAAGAUCUUUGUCAGUUGAGGGGAAAGCGAACAUCCAGUGGAACGACGCUGAACAGCGACCGCAAGUACAGUGCGGCUUCUUCCGCCACCGACAUUGCCAACUCGACCACCUCAGCCGAAAUUGAUCGCCGAGUUUUGCCGCCGAGUCAAAAUCUUCCUCUCGUCAAACCCGAUCCCAGAAUUCCCACCAAAGUGAAGACGUUUCUAGACAAGCUGCGAGCGGAGAAGGAGAGCUGUCAGGCGCGUGCGCUCGAGAGCAGCCGGCAGGGCUCCGAGCGCCAGCAGCGGCGGACGCGGCGCCACAAGCGCAAUCCGUUCUGGGGAGGCGACGAGUCCAGCGGCCAGUCGAUGGCCUCUGCCGUGACCGUGCUGGUCAACGAGCUCGGCAUCAUCACAACUCUGCGACCCGUCAGCAACAGCCUGCCGGCGUACCUCACCUGUCAGACCCACUACCUGGUGCCGAAGGGCCCUCAGCCGGCGCCUGCCUCUCCGUGGGUGAAGCUGUCUCAGUCGAAGCCGUCGAUGGACCAGCUCUGCAAGACUGGCUGUGAGGAGCGAGAGAUGCUCAUGCUAGCUUACAACUGGCACGCGUUUCACAACAAGUGGGGCAACGGCCGAGACUGGCGAUUUGCCCCGCCCAAGGUCGGGGGCUGGUACCGUACGUUCCCAUUCAAUGGCGACACGCGACACGCCUGCGAAGACCCGAUCGAUAGCAAGGCCAUCGUGAACGAAGUGUCCGCGUAUCUGCGGUUUGCGCGCAAGAUUGCGAUGCAAGUUUCCAGAUACGAGCCCGACGUCCUUACAAGGCAGUUCAAGGCGAAAUAUUGCCGCCACAGUGAGCUAUGGAUGCCCUGCAUGUAGGGACUUUUCUUCUGUCAUGGGGGGAAUAAACGACAAUAGUGCGACGAAGGUAUAGGUAAGAUAACGCUAUGCCUGUUUAAAGAUGUCGGCAGCGUAAGAACGCAAGGUCCGAAAACGAAUCGACGAACAUUUCAGAAAUGCAGCUCCUCAGAUUAUAUCCAGCCAGCCAAGCAACACGAAAAAUAAGGCACCUGAAACACCUCGUUUAAUCACCUACGCACGUUAUUACUAGAGAUACAUCAGGCAUGCAAGCAACCAAAAGCGUGCUCUAUUUGGGAAACGUGAUUAAUAAAUGCAUUUGCAACGA